UUGUAUUUUUCGAAUCGUGAAGACGACUCAUGCACAUUGAAGUCCGAUCGAAGACAAGCCGAUAAACGUUGUCCGAAACCACUCUGCGAUUUAACUUAGUACUUAAUUUUUGUUAUGAGCAAUUAGUGGAAUUGAUGAUUUCAAGAUUUAUGCAAAUAUAAUGGGGCAAUUAAACAUGGAGAGAAAAUGGGUGUUCCCACUCGUAAUGACUUCGUUGAUCUGCGUUUUCCUUCUCGGAGCCACUUUCAACGUUGGCCUCGUUUCCCAUCUCAACCCCGUCAAUUCCAUCUUCUCUCUCUUCCAAUCCCGUCUCUCCACGGAGCAAACCUUCGCGGAGACCAACGUUGACUGGGGGUCCCCGCCCCCUCCAUCGGUUCCGAAAUUCGCGUACAUGAUAUCCGGAUCGAAGGGCGAUUUGGACAAACUUUGGAGGACUCUUCACGCGUUGUACCACCCGUGGAACUACUACGUAAUUCACCUCGAUCUCGAGUCCCCCGCGUGGGAGAGAUUGGAGCUCGCGUCUCGUGUCGAAAAUCAUCCGACUUUCGCGAAGAUCGGGAACGUUUAUAUGAAUGUGAAGGCGAAUAUGGUUACGUAUAAAGGGCCAACUAUGGUUGCUAAUACUCUUCAUGCAUGUGCUAUUCUUCUAAGGAGGUAUCAAGAUUGGGAUUGGUUUAUCAAUCUUAGUGCCUCGGAUUACCCUUUGGUCACUCAAGAUGAUCUUCUAUCGACAUUUUCGGAUGUGGAUCGAGAGAUUAAUUUCGUGGAAUACACGAGCCGUUUAGGGUGGAAAGAGGCUCGAAGGGCGAUGCCGUUGAUUGUAGAUCCCGGGCUUUACCAGAGUAACAAGUCCGAAAUAUUAUGGGUCACACCGAAUAGAAAAUUACCAACGUCAUUCAAAUUGUUUACCGGUUCGGCUUGGACGAUCUUAUCGCGUGCAUUUGUGGAGUACUGCAUAUGGGGUUACGACAAUCUCCCAAGAACCCUUCUCAUGUACUACUCGAACUUCGUCUCUUCGCCAGAAGGCUAUUUCCAGACCGUUAUAUGCAACUCUCCCGAUUUUGCCCCUACAGUAGUCAACCACGACAUGCACUACAUCUCAUGGGACUACCCUCCGAAACAGCAUCCGCACACACUCACCGUCAACGACACCACGAAAAUGGUCUCCAGCGGUGCCCCAUUUGCGCGCAAAUUCAAAAAAGACGAUCUUGCCCUUGACAAAAUUGAUAGGGAAUUACUCGGGAGAAAAAACGGGAGCUUCACCCCCGGUGGUUGGUGUGCUGGCGGGCGCCGUUGCUCCGAGGUUGGAAAUCCUACCAAACUCAGACCAGGCCCCGGUGCAGUUAGGCUUCGGCGUCUUGUCAAUGAACUUGUCCGGACUGCCAAAUUUGGCCGGAAAAAACAGUGUACUUAGCGAUUUUUUUUUUUUUUUUUUUGAAAUAAUUAUUACAUCAUAUUAUAAGUAAAAACAGGACAGCAUUAGGCAAAGAUACUGCAUUACUUGCCUUUAGCUUAUAUAUAUACAGAAGUUAAAAAUUUGAUGUACUAAUUAGUCCAAUUUCAUGAACAUAUAUACUUUGUGAUUGUACAGUAAUAUAUAUACAUGGUGUAACAAAAAUUGGUGACUUACAUCUGACCUCAGACACUAUUCGGUCAAGGCUCGAAAUUUACAAGAAUGCCCAUGGAUUCUCCGGCCUUUUCCAUCGUGUUGCCCCUUUUGUUGAUAAACUGUUGCUCGACGGAGUGUUGCAGCGCGCGCUCAAUCGAACCAGACUUUGUUAAACAUCGUCUACGAUAAAAAAGGGAGAAGGCAAUAGAAAUGGGACUUUGACCUUGAUUUAACGGUGUCAAGGUCAAAAGUCCAAAAACAAAUGUCUUUUAAUAAUGAAGAAAAUUGGAGUCAAUUGCACAAGUGCGUCGAGCAAAUUUUUAUUCUCGUGUACUAGUUUGUGAAUUAUAAUUGAUUCUUACCUUCUGGCUUCUGAGGUUUCAAAUUCCCUUCUUUUAUAAGAAUUUGCGGAUUUCAAAUAGUUCUCCGUUCCAAUUUUAAGUAUCGUAUCACAUUGUAAUCGGAAAAUCAUGCAUAUUAUAUUAUAUUUACUGACUGAGUUUACUCA
This is a messenger RNA of Erythranthe guttata (spotted monkey flower), 2117 nucleotides long. The record is from RefSeq and is a predicted model, not a curated record. Lineage: Eukaryota; Viridiplantae; Streptophyta; Magnoliopsida; Lamiales; Phrymaceae.